Sinocyclocheilus grahami is the source of this 1675-nucleotide messenger RNA. RefSeq names its product phosphatase and actin regulator 1 (gene phactr1). The record is from RefSeq and is a predicted model, not a curated record. Gene Ontology annotation, biological process: stress fiber assembly; cell motility. The transcript is spliced from 8 exons. Lineage: Eukaryota; Metazoa; Chordata; Actinopteri; Cypriniformes; Cyprinidae. Bases 226 to 1659 code for a protein of 477 amino acids. Gene Ontology annotation, molecular function: actin binding.
UUGCUGCCGUUAACGGUCGAUUCCUGUCCGCGUAUUUUUACGUGGACUUCACGGCAUUGCGUCACGUUGGUGAAUUUGAAGAGAUGCUACCGAGAGGCGCAUCCGUCCGCUUAUGAUAAACAUUACUUGAAUUUGCGCGAACGUUGUUAAGGAAUUAACGGUAACGAGGGGUUUAAAGACGCGAUAUCACCCGGUUCGCGCGGCUCGGGAUGAUCGGUGAGGCUCAUGAACUCGCUCUUCCGUUCGAUAUCCGCACCAUCCCGGGGUGUGACCGAUAGACACGCCGCCGCUGAGCCCAUGGCGGGUCCCGCAUUCACCGGAGCGCACGGGAGCUGGAUCACAUCGCGGUUACGGGAGGACGCGUCAUCUUCCUCAUCGUUAUCGUCGUCGUCGUCCGCAGAGAAACCGCGCAGACGGAGAGCCUUUAACCUGGUCAGACUGCGGCAGCACACCGCCCCCGGUAACAACAACACGCCGUUUGUGAUCUCCGGCCACAUCAAGCACAUCUGCAGCAACUGCAGCCGCGGGAAUGAGCUCCGGGACGCAGAGGGUGCCGAGCGUCUGGCGGCGAUGCGCUCUGAUUCGCUGGUUCCCGGGACGCACACGCCACCGAUCCGCAGACGCAGCAAACUGGCCAGUCUGGGACGACUCUUCAAACCGUGGAAAUGGAGAAAGAAAAAGAGCGACAAGUUCAAGCAGACGUCUGCAGUGCUGGAGAGGAAGAUGUCAACGCGUCAGAGCAGAGAAGAGCUCAUCAAGAGAGGCGUGCUGAAGGAAGUGUAUGAGAAAGAUGAGGUCAGCGUCGACGGCGGCCGCAUGUGUGUGAGUGAUCUGGACAGACAGACGGUCAUCAGUCCAGUGUCAGAGUCUGCAGACACCAGCGUCACAGCGACAGUGUCGUUCUCAGAGGUCCAGUCGUCUGGAGAAACUGUGGCGUGUCUCUCGGAUCUCGUCCCAAAGCCAUCUCAAGCCCCGCCCUCUGUGAAGCCCGUGCCGUUGCCUAGCGACAGCGCUGACAUCACUCACGUGAGGCCGUCGUCGCUGAAGCAGCCUCCUGCCUUACUGCCGAAGCCAUACAGCCGGAUCCCCAACCAUCUGACAGAGACACUGGCCAGACUGUCGCCGCCUCUGCCUCCAAAGAAAGUGAUGAUCUGUGAGCCGGCGCCCUCGUUUCCCCUCAAAUGCCUGCCAUCCCAGGGCUCGCACACACACACACUCACACACACACACCCGCAUCAGUACGCCACACUACCACUGUCACUGCAUCCACCCAGCCGCAUCAUAGAGGAGCUCAACAAAACACUCGCGCUCACCAUGCAGAGACUCGAGAGCUCUGUACUGCAGGCGGUGCCAUCUGUCCUGAUGGAGACGGAAGCGGAGAAGGAGAACAGAGAUUCAAUGCACCAAACCAACACACACACACUCAUCACACACACCUUCAGCACGCACGAGGAAGAGGACGAGGAAGAGGAGGAUGACGACGACUCGCUGUUUACAAGUACGCUUGCUUUAAGGAUUUUACGGAAAGAUUCGCUGGCGAUCAAACUGAGCAAUCGCCCGUCGAAGAGAGAACUGGAGGAUAAAAACAUCCUACCCAUGAUGACCGACCAGGAGCGGCUGGAGUCCAGACAGCAGAUCGGCACCAAACUCACCCGGUGAGGAGACACACACACAC